This is a messenger RNA of Chanos chanos (milkfish), 6111 nucleotides long. RefSeq lists its product as uncharacterized. Gene Ontology annotation, molecular function: protein binding. The annotation marks the transcript as partial. The transcript has 26 exons. Lineage: Eukaryota; Metazoa; Chordata; Actinopteri; Gonorynchiformes; Chanidae. The record is from RefSeq and is a predicted model, not a curated record.
AUGUUAUUCUAUCUACCCUCCAGAGAGCAGAUGAAGAAACACAGCCAUGUGUUCACAGGCGUGAAAAAUCAGACUCUCAAGAAGAAGCUUCAUGAAGAUCUGUUGUACAUCUUCACCGCACUUGAGCAAAAAGUGAUAGAAUUUAUGAAGCAUGAGUUGGAAAUGUUUAAGAAAUUUCUUAAAAAAGGAAACAUGAAAUGCUAUGACAAGGCAGCAGACGACAGCAACAGCGCCAGAGAGGGGGCUCUGAACAUCACACUGCACUUCCUGAGGAAGAUGAACCAGAAUGAUCUUGCAGAUACUCUGGAGAAAUGUAAGAAAUUUAUCUAAUAUCUUAAAUCAAAUCUGAAGAAGAAGUAUGAAUGUGUACUUGAAGGAAUAGUAAAGCAGGGGAAUUCUAAACUCUUGGAAAAGAUUUACACAGACCUCUACAUCACAGAGGGUGGAAGUGAUGCAGUCAAUAAAGAGCAUGAAGUGAGACAGAUUGAGAAAGCAUCUGGGAGUCUAGAAACAGAAGAGAAACUGAUUGAGUGCAACAAUAUCUUCAAACCAUUACUUGGACAACACAAACCCAUUAGAACUGUGCUUACAAAGGGAGUCGCUGGCAUUGGAAAAUCAAUCUCUGUGCAGAAGUUCAUUCUGGACUGGGCAAAAAGAAAUGCAAACCAAGACAUUGAGUUGAUUUUUCCACUUCCUUUCCGGGAGCUGAACCUGAAGGUCGAAAGAUACAGUUUAAUGGACAUUCUUCAUCAUUUUUUCCCCGAGACAAGAGGAUUAGUAUUUAACAAAAAUAUGAAGUACAAACUCCUGUUUGUCUUUGAUGGUCUGGAUGAAUACCAACAUCCUCUGGAGUUCAAGAAAAAUGAGACAUGGUCUGAUGUAACCAAACCGACCUCAGUGAAUGUUCUUCUAACGAACCUUAUCAAGGGAAGUCUGCUUCCCUCUGCUCUCAUAUGGAUAACUACCAGACCAGCAGCAGCCGGUCGCAUCCCUCCAGACUGUAUUGACCAGGUGGCCGAGAUACGCGGGUUUAAUGAUGAACAGAAAGAGGAGUACUUCAGAAAGAGAAUCACUGAUAAGAAACUGGCUGACAGAGUCAUCUCACACAUGAAGAAAUCACGGAGCCUCUACAUCAUGUGCCACAUCCCAGUCUUUUGUUGGAUCUCAGCCACUGUUCUUGAAAGAAUAUUGGGAGGAACAGACAGUACAGAUAAACAACAAACCCUAAAGACACUGACACAAAUGUACUCAUACUUUCUGAUCUUUCAGACCAGACAGAAGACUGAGAAGUAUGGGGAGACAGAAUUCUUGGAAACAGUGUGGGAUGAAAAGGGUAUUAUGGCAAUGGGAAAGCUAGCCUUUCAGAACUUGUUGAAAAACAAUCUGAUCUUCUAUGCACAUGACCUGAAAGAAUGUGGCCUUGAUGUCACUGAUGCAGCUGUGUACUCAGGAAUGUGCACACAGAUCUUUAAAGAGGACUCUGGGGUGUUUCUUGGCACUGUGUUCUGCUUUGUGCAUCUGAGUAUUCAGGAGUUUAUUGCUGCUUUAUAUGCACACAUUUCUAUCAACAAUCAGCAAAAAAAUGUUUUUGUCGACCAGGACACAUCGCUAGAGAAUGAAAGUCAUACAGUGAUUGGAUUGCUCAGGGCUGCAGUGGAUAAGGCUUUAGAGAGUGAGAGUGGACACCUUGACCUUUUUCUCCGCUUCCUUCUGGGUCUCUCACUGGAGUCCAAUCAGAGGCUCUUACACGGUUUACUGACACAGACAGGAAGCAGCACAGAGAGCAAAGAGGAAAUAGUCAGCUACAUCAAAGAGAAGUUCAAAGAGAAUCCUUCUGCAGAGAGAUCCAUCAAUCUGUUCCACUGUCUGAAUGAACUAAAUGACAAAUCUCUAGUGGAGGAGAUCCAAAACCACCUGAGCUCUGGAAGUCUCUCCAGUGCCCAGCUCUCACCUGCUCAGUGGUCAGCUCUGGUCUUUGUAUUGCUGACAUCAGAGGAGCAGAUGGAGGUGUUUGAUCUGAAAAAGUUCAUCAGGUCAGAUGAAUGUCUUAAGAGACUCCUGCCAGUGGUCAAAGCAGCCACAAAAGCUUUGUUGUCUGGCUGUGAAUUAACAGAGGAGAGCUGUUCAGCCCUAGCCACAGUUCUCAGAUCAGAUCAGUCCACUCUGAGAGAACUGGAUCUGAGCAACAAUAAAAUACAGGAUUCAGGAGUGAAGCAGCUGUCCGCUGGACUGGAGAAUUCACAGUGUAAACUGGAGAAACUGAAUGUGAAGUGUUGUGAUCUGACUGAGGACAGUUGUUCAGCUCUAGUCCCAGUUCUCAGAUCAGACUCAUCCAGUCUGAGAGAACUGGACCUGAGUCACAAUAAACUGUCAGAUUCAGGAGUUAAGCGCCUGUCUGCUGGACUGGAGAAUUCACAGUGUAAACUGGAGAUACUGCGGCUAAAUAAUAAUGGUCUAACUGAGCAAAGCUGCUCAGUUCUAGCUGAGAUCCUCAGCUCAGGAUCUUCUAAUCUCACCCAUCUGGAACUGAGUCACAAUAAGCUACAAAAUUCUGGAGUGAAGCAGCUGUCAGCUGGGCUGGAGAAUCCUCACUGUAAACUGGAGAUACUGAGGCUUAAUGACAGCGGUAUAACAGAAAAAAGCUGUGCUGCUCUGACUUCAGCUCUGACAUCAAACCCCUCACACCUGAUAGAGCUGAAUCUGAGUGGGAAUAAACUAGGAGACUCAGGAGUGAAGCACAUCUCUGCUCUACUGAGGAAUCCACACUGUAAACUCCAGAGACUGCUACUGGACGACUGUGAUCUAACAAAGGAGAGCUGUUUAACUCUUACCACAGUCCUCAGCUCAAACUCAUCCAGUCUGAGAGAGCUGGACCUGAGCAAGAAUAAAAUACAAGAUUCAGGAGUGCAGUUUCUUGCUUCCCAACUGAAAAAUCCACAAUGUAAACUGGAGACCCUGAGGCUUAAUAACAGCAGCAUCACAGAAGAAGGCUGUGAUGCGCUGAUUUCAGCUCUCACAUCAAACCCCUCACACCUGAUAGAGCUGAAUCUGAGUGGGAAUAAACUAGGAGACUCAGGAGUGAAGCACAUCUCAGCUCUACUGGAGAAUCUAAACUGUAAACUGGAGAGACUGGAACUUUCAGACUGUAGUAUAACAGGAGAAGGAUAUUCUGCUCUGGCCUCAGCUCUGAAAUCAAAUCCCUCACACCUGGUAGAGCUGGAUUUGAGAGGAAAUGACCCUGGAGACUCUGGAGCAAAACUUCUCAUUGAUUUCUAUAAUUUACUUAAUGAUCCAAAAUGUAAACUUAAGACAUUGAGGUUGUUGAAGAGUGAUGCUGCAGAGAAAGCCUGUGAUUAUCUGACUAAAGUCCUAGGUAAAAACCCCUUACUCCUGACAGAGCUGGAUCUGAGUGAGAAGAAACCAGGAGACUCAGGAGUGAAGCAGUUCUGUGCUCUACUGGAGGAUUCACACUGCACAAUGAAGAAAUUGAAACUUUCAGACUGCAGUAUGACAGGAGAAGGAUAUGCUGCUCUGGCUUCAGCUCUGAAAUCAAAUCCCUCACAUCUGGUAGAGCUGGACCUGAGGGGGAAUGACCCUGGAGACUCUGGAGUGGAGCUGCUCACUCAAUUCUACAGUUUACUUAAUGACAAAAAAUAUAAACUUCAUACCCUGAGGUUGUUGAAGAGUGAUGUUGCAGAGAAAGCAUGUGAGUAUCUGACUAAAGUUCUAGGAAAAAACCCCUUACUCCUGAAAGAGCUGGAUCUGAGUGAGAAGAAACUAGGAGUCUCAGGAGUGAAGCAGUUCUCUCCUCUACUGGAGGAUUCACACUGCAAAGUGAAGACACUUAAGAUGAAUAAGUGUGGUCUAACUGAGCAACACUGCUUGGUUCUAGCUGAGAUCCUCAGCUCAGGGUCUUCUAAUCUCACCCAUCUGGACCUGAGUCACAAUAAGCUACAAGAUUCUGGAGUGAAGCGACUGUCUGCUGGGCUGAAGAAUCCUCACUGUAAACUAGAGAUACUGAGGCUUAAUGACAGCAGUAUAACAGAAGAAGGCUGUGCUGCUCUGAUUUCAGCUCUGACAUCAAACCCCUCACACCUGAUAGAGCUGAAUCUGAGUGGGAAUAAACUAGGAGACUCAGGAGUGAAACAGAUUUCUGUUCUUCUAGAGAACCCACACUGUAAACUGCUGAGACUGGAACUUUCAGACUGUAGUAUAACAGGAGAAGGAUAUGCUGCUCUGGCCUCAGCUCUGAAAUCAAACCCCUCACACCUGAUAGAGCUGGACCUGAGAGGGAAUGACCCUGGAGACUCAGCAGUGAAGCUGCUCACUGAUUUACUAAAUUUAUGUGAUGAUCCAAAUUGUAAACUGAAGACACUGAGACUUAAUAACAGUGGUAUAACAGAAGAUGGCUGUGCUGCUCUGACUUCAGCUCUGACAUUAAACCCCUCACACCUGAUAGAGCUGAAUCUGAGUGGGAAUAAACUAGGGGACUCAGGAGUGAAGUACGUCUCUGAUCUACUAGAAAACCCACUCAAUAAACUGCAGAAACUGCUGCUUUCAGACUGUAGUAUAACAGGAGAUGGAUAUGCUGCUCUGGCCUCAGCUCUGAGAUCAAACCACUCACACCUGAUAGAGCUGGAUCUGAGAGGGAAUGACCCUGGAGACUCAGGAGUGAAGCUGCUCACUGAUUUACAGAAGGACGCAAAAUGUAAACUGAAGAUACUAAGUUUGUUGAAGAGUGAUGCUGCAGAGAAAGCCUGUGAUUAUCUGACUGAAGUUCUAGGUCAAAACCCUUUACUCCUGACAGAGCUGGAUCUGAGUGAGAAGAAACCAGGAGACUCAGGAGUGAAGCAGUUCUGUGCUCUACUGGAGGAUUCACACUGCAAACUGAAGACACUUAAGUUGUCUGACUGUGAAUUAACAGAGGAGAGUUGUUCAGCUCUAAACACAGUUCUCAGAUCAGAUCAGUCCACUCUGAGAGAACUGGAUCUGAGCAACAAUAAAAUACAGGAUUCAGGAGUGAAGCAGCUGUUUGCUGGACUGGAGAAUUCACAGUGUAAACUGGAGAUACUGCGACUUUCAGACUGUGGUAUAACAGGAGAAGGAUACGCUGCUCUGGCUUCAGCUUUGAAAUCAAAGCCCUCACACCUGAUAGAGCUGGAUCUGAGAGGGAACGACCCUGGAGACUCAGGAGUGAAAAUGCUGACUGAUUUACAGAAGGAUCCAAAAUGUAAACUUGAGACAUUGAGGUUAUUGAAGACUGAUGCUGCAGAGAAAGCCGGCGCUUAUCUGACUUCAGUGCUAGGUAAAAACCCCUUACUCCUGAAAGAGCUGGAUCUGAGUGAGAAGAAACUAGGAGACUCAGGAGUGAAGCAGUUCUGUGCUCUACUGGAGGAUUCACACUGCAAAGUGAAGAAACUUAAGCUUAAUUACAGCAAUAUAACAGAAGAAGGCUGUGCUGCUCUAACUUCAGCUCUGACAUCACACCCCUCACACCUGAUAGAGCUGAAUCUGAGUGGGAAUAAACUAGGAGACUCAGGAGUGAAGCGCAUCUCUGAGCUACUACAGAAUCCACACUGUAAACUCCAGAGACUGCUGCUUGAAAACAACAGUGUGACAGAACAAGGCUGUGUCGCUCUUGCCUCAGCUCUGACAUCAAACCCCUCACACAUGACAGAGAUGAAUCUGAGUGGGAAUAAACUAGGAGACUCAGGAGUGAAGCACAUCUGCACUCUUCUGAAAAAUCCAAACUGUAACCUACAGAAACUGCUGCUUAAUGACAGCAGUAUAACAGAAGAAGGCUGUGCUGCUCUGACUUCAGCUCUGACAUCAAACCCCUCACACCUGAUAGAGCUGAAUCUGAGUGGGAAUAAACUAGGAGACUCAGGAGUGAAGCACAUCUCUGCUCUACUGAAACAACCUAACUUUAAACUCCAGAGACUGCUGCUUAAUGACAGCAGUAUAACAGAAGAAGGCUGUGCUGCUCUGAAUUCAGCUCUGACAUCAAACCCCUCACACCUGAUAGAGCUGAAUCUGAGUGGGAAUAAACUAGGAGACUCAGGAGUGAAGCGCAUCUCUGAGCUACUACAGAAUCCACACUGUAAACUCCAG